Molecule: messenger RNA, 2381 nt
Organism: Linepithema humile (Argentine ant)
Lineage: Eukaryota; Metazoa; Arthropoda; Insecta; Hymenoptera; Formicidae
Product: ATP-binding cassette sub-family F member 3
Molecular function (GO): ATP hydrolysis activity; ATP binding
Source: RefSeq, a predicted model, not a curated record
UAGCACGGUAGAUACUUGACGGCUGAUCUGUCAGCGAGACCCGCGCUGGCUCUCCUGAUUAGUAUUACCAUUUUUUUUCACGCUCACCCUUUAAAUAGCCACCGUAGUAUUAUGGCCACUUGCGGCGAGUAUAUCCGCAGCCAAUUUCCGACGAUCGACGAUGAUCUGUAUCAAUAUGUAAAAGAUAUCCUAGACAGUUCCAAGGACGACUUCGAGGAUAGCGACGAGGUGUACGAGGCUAUCGGACAGGUACUCCACGAGGUAGCAGACAAAUCUGAAAACGAGGUUAGGCAAAUAUGCGUGAAACUGCUAGAAAUGCUGAAAGGUAAUACAAAUGAUGAGGACAUAGACAGGAGAAAAAACGGUGUUAAUAAAGUAUUAAAUGCUCCGGUGCAUCUGGGUGCACUAGCUGCUACUUUAGAAGAACAAGUUGAGCAAAUCAAGAGUAUAUGGGUCACAACUAGGGACGAUGGAAUGAAAGUAGAUGCUAAAAAAUUAGAGAAGGCAGAGGCUAAACUGCAACAGAAACAAGAGAAACGAAUUGUAAAUGAGCAGGGAUCAGCCUCUCGCGUCAGCACUGCCAAUAAUGCGGCUGAAAGCGCGGCUAGCGCCAGCCAAAUGAUGAGUAAAAAAGAUAGUCGGAUGGAGACUAAAGGUGGAGUGAAUAAAACCCAGGAUAUCAGAAUAGAGAAUUUUGAUGUCGCGUAUGGCGACAGAGUGUUGUUGCACGGCGCAGACUUGACGCUUACCUUCGGCAGGCGAUACGGUCUGAUAGGCAGGAACGGACUCGGCAAGACCACCUUACUUAGGAUGAUAUCAAGCAAACAAUUAAGAAUACCAUUGCACGUGCGAGUGUUGCACGUCGAGCAGGAGGUAGCUGGCAAUGAGACAUCCGCGCUUGAGUCCGUAUUGGAAUGCGAUUAUGAACGAAGCGCUUUGCUUAGUCAAGAGGCAAAUCUGCAAGCAGCUAUAGAGAAGGACGGAUCUAAAGACACGUUAGGCGAAGAAUUGGCCCGAGUGUACGAAGCGAUGCAGUUAGCCGAGGUCGACAAGGCGCCGGCUAGAGCUAGCGCAAUCUUAUCGGGUCUUGGAUUUUCCGUGGAAAGACAAUCUUGGCCAACCAAAGCGUUCUCCGGUGGUUGGCGAAUGAGGCUUGCUCUCGCGAGGGCUCUAUUUUCUAAGCCAGACUUAUUGCUACUCGAUGAGCCGACAAACAUGCUUGAUAUUAAGGCGAUACUCUGGUUGGAAAGAUACCUGCAAACGUGGCCAAAAACAUUGCUUGUAGUAUCACACGACCGCAAGUUUUUAGAUACAGUACCCACUGAUAUUUUGUAUUUACGUGCGCAAAAGAUAGAACCGUAUCGCGGUAAUUACGAGCAAUUCGUGAAAACGAAAGGCGAGCGCGAGAGAAAUCAACAACGUGAAUACGAAGCGCAACAGGCGAAAAGAGCACAUGUACAGGAAUUCAUUGACAAAUUCCGGUACAAUGCGAAUCGAGCAUCUAGUGUACAAAGCAAGAUAAAAAUGCUAGAAAAAUUACCCGAAUUGAAGCCGAUAGAAAAGGAGAGCGAGGUAACUCUCAAUUUUCCCGAAGUUGAGCCACUGAGUCCGCCGAUAUUGCAGCUUAACGAAGUCUCCUACAGCUACAAUGGGACCGAUGUGGUAUUUAGUAACGUGAAUCUUACUGCCAGUCUGCAAUCGCGUAUCUGUAUCGUCGGAGAGAAUGGAGCAGGCAAGACCACUCUCCUUAAGAUCGUCACAGGCGCACUGAGUCCGACACGCGGCACGGUGCAUGUGCAUCGUAAUCUCAAGUUCGGAUAUUUCAGUCAGCAUCACGUCGAUCAGCUAGAUAUGCGAGUCUGUCCAGUCGAAUUGUUACAAACACACUUCCCCGGUAAACCGAUCGAAGAGUACAGGCGAAUGCUUGGAAGUUUCGGAAUAAGCGGCAAUCUAGCCUUGCAAACUAUUAAUUCUCUCUCAGGAGGACAAAAGUCCAGGGUGGCGUUUGCCUUAAUGUGCGCCGCGAUGCCUAACUUUUUCGUGCUCGACGAACCCACGAAUCAUCUCGAUAUUGAAUCGAUCGAAGCGUUGGGUAAAGCUCUUAACAACUGCCAAGCAGGUGUAAUAUUGGUAUCGCAUGAUGAACGUUUAAUCCGGAUGGUUUGUACAGAAUUAUUUUGCGGAGAAGGAUCUGUUCGAUGCAUUGAAGAAGGUUUCGAUGAAUAUCGAAGGAUUAUCGAGAGAGAGCUUGAAUUAUAAGAAGUUAAAUUUUCUUAUGUGAUAUCAUCAUUUUACGUUGUCUUUUACCGAAUAAUGCAUUAUAUUGUGACAGUUUUAGAAAAAUAUCGAUUACUUUAAUUAAAAUAAUUUCGGCUAAAGUA